Drosophila busckii is the source of this 1825-nucleotide messenger RNA. It is a transcript of the gene FucTB, whose product is annotated as alpha-(1,3)-fucosyltransferase B. NCBI's taxonomy places the organism in Eukaryota, Metazoa, Arthropoda, Insecta, Diptera, Drosophilidae. Gene Ontology annotation, molecular function: alpha-(1->3)-fucosyltransferase activity. Gene Ontology annotation, cellular component: membrane. The transcript has 5 exons. The record is from RefSeq and is a predicted model, not a curated record. Bases 286 to 1617 code for a protein of 443 amino acids.
AUUUAUAAAAUUGAACGUCAUACGUUGAGGCAUUUGCGUGAAAUAUAUAGUGAAAUAAACAAAAUAUGUAUAUCCGUCGAUAAUUAGUGAUGGUUCUGUGGGACUUUCAUAAGGUGAUAGAAUAUCUCUUGCUCUCUCUACUGUCAGUUGUUUCUUUUAAAUGGCAACGCUUUUGUACUCAAAUUCAAAACUUUUUUCCUUGAGUGGGAGUAAAAUAUACAUAUCCAUACAUUUCAAAAGCUGAGACUAAGGCAAGAUUUAAACGAAACGAAAAAAAAAUGAAUCAUGCGCAUAAAGUGCAGUCGCCGCAUAAAGCUAGUGAUCUUGUGUCUGUCUUCGCUAUGCUUAGUUUGUUUGUUUUAUUGGAACAUGACAAGGUUGGAUUCGCAAUCGUCGAUAAGCUUGGAGGUGAACAGCGAGCUUCUUUGGUGGACUCAAGAUAUGAGCUGGCGUUACGACGAGAUCCGGCAUUGCGGUCUGAAAAUUUGCCGAGUGACUAACAAUCGGUAUCGCUUCCGGCAUUCUCAAAUGGUGCUCUUUUAUGGAUCUAAUUUAAAGCUAUAUGAUUUUCCAAUGCCCCGUUACGAUAAUCAACUCUGGGCUUUGUUACACGAGGAAUCACCGCGAAACGUGCCCUUUGUGCCCCAUGAUGAUUUCCUGCAACAUUUUAAUUUUACAUCUACAUUUAGUAGAUAUAGUAGCAUACCUUUGACCACGCAGUAUUUGCCCCAAGCAAGUGAUCUAACCCGUUCCGACAUACAUAUGGGCUUAUCCUCAAAGAAUGUGUAUCAGCAUGAUAUGAGUUUGGCUCCGGUAGUGUUUCUUCAAACUGACUGUAAUACUAUAUCUGGACGUGAAGAUUACGUGCGUGAGCUAAUGAAACACAUUCCAGUGGAUUCGUACGGUGGGUGCUUGCACAACCGAGAUUUGCCGGAGAGCAUGCAAAAUGAUUAUCUUAAUCAUCUAUACUCACCCACGAUACUACACUUUCUAGCGCGCUAUAAGUUUAUGAUUGCCAUUGAAAAUGGAGUAUGUGAGGAUUACAUCACCGAAAAAUUUUGGCGCCCACUAAUUAUAGGAGUGAUACCAAUUUAUUUUGGAUCAACAAGCAUACGCGACUGGCAACCCAAUAAUGACUCUGCCAUUUUUAUAGAGGACUUUCCCAACGCUGGAGCGCUGGCUGCAUAUCUUCAACAGUUGGAAUUAAACGAAACUGCCUACAACGCUUAUUUACAUCACAAGCUUGAUCUUGUCAAAGGAAUUCAGAAUCAGCGACUUAUACACGAAUUGAAGACACGUAGCUACCAGUUUCAAGAAGAUCGCACUAACGAUGAGAAUUCACUCUUUCGCAAAUUUGAAUGCGCAAUGUGUAAACGAACUAAACUUCCGCUCCAACAGGCUAGUAAACGCCACUAUAACUGCUCAUUUCCGCCAGUCCACGUACCUUUGAAAAAUCACAAAGAGCCGAAAUUUGCAGCUGAUUGGCGAUCGAUGAUGGGAGUUGGCCGUUGCCAAGCAAAAUUAUUGGAUGCGUUUUGGCGAACAAAUCUAAAUUACACAAAAAAUGAAUUUGAAUCUCGUCUGAAUGAUAUGUUGGACAAAAGAUUGUGCAAUUAGGCUGUGAAAGCAUUCCUUGGGUAGUAUUUUUUUGGCAAAAGACUUUUAAAAACAAAAAUUGAAUAUCAUCAAUACCAAAUAUACCAUAUAAGCAUACAUAAUAUUUUGUGAAUUCGUAACAAUUCUUCAAAUGCGUGUAACAAGUUGAAGUGGGCUUUGCAGAAUUCAUAAAAUAUAUAUAUUCUUGAUCAGUACGAUAAACUGAGUC